Molecule: messenger RNA, 436 nt
Organism: Leptosomus discolor (cuckoo roller)
Lineage: Eukaryota; Metazoa; Chordata; Aves; Leptosomiformes; Leptosomidae
Source: RefSeq, a predicted model, not a curated record
GAAGAAUGCCAGCUGCGGGACAAGAAGUGCAGGCCGUGCCACUUCCACGGGUACUGGGGGGAUGUGGCGAUUCUACACGGAGGACUCUCCGGGGCUCAAAGUUGGUCCUGUUCCAGUUUUGGUCAUGAGUCUUCUUUUUAUUGCUUCUGUGUUUAUGCUGCACAUCUGGGGUAAAUACACACGUUCAUAGACUCAGCUGCCAACUUAAAGCAUACAUCUUGGACCAAAAAUAUGGUGGAUCCCGGUUGUUCUUGGAGAGAGACUGGGGAAGCUUCCUGUCACCUCUUGAAGCCCUGUCAACUUUGGCUCUAAUAACGAAUGAAUUUCUCAGUUUGCUAUUUGGGCAGGUUUAAAGCCUGUCAUGGGUCAUUUUAUAUUUGUAUCUGUACACUUAGAAUACAGGUAUUGCAAUAAAAGUUGUAUAUGGAAAUAGAAA